AAGUGUGAUAUGCCUGCAUACCAUGAGCUUCCUACUUUUAAUAAUGGUGCUUGGUUUUGGGCUUCAGAAAUUGAGAAAAAGAAAGAAAAAGACACAGCAAAGAAACUAGCUGAAGAUGGCAGCACCAGCAGUAUGUCAAUGGAUGUGAACCUGUACGUCACGAGGAAAACAGUGGCCCAAGGUCUGAUGGACGUUGCUCUACUAACAGCUAAUGCAGCACAGUUAAAGCACCUGCUGUGUCACCCUGAUGACCAUGAAUAUUUUAUAGCAGCAGUGUUUUUUAUUUCACUUUCUCUUACACUGCAGGUGAUAGUUGGGGUUAUACUGAUUGUCAUUGGCCGCUGGAACGUAAAUGUAAGCAAGGAACAGAACAGGGCAGAAAAAUUUAACAAUCUUAUCAUACUUUUAGCUUUUCUCGUCAUUGUCGUCAACGUUCUCAUUUCGGCUUUUGGUCUGAAAGGACCAAUUUUUUUUGAAUAAGUGGAAAACUAUUGUUUGUGGAUCGACAACCAAUAGAUAAUAAGAGAAUUAAUAGAAGCCGAGUUAUUUGAAAUAGUUGAUUUUUAGUUGCCUUUCUAAAAUCAAGUUACGAAGAGUAUAGUUGCCUAAAAUAUAGUUCUACUACGUGGCACACAACUGAUAACAAAGUUCAAAUAAACUAUUUAAUAUUUCA
Limulus polyphemus (Atlantic horseshoe crab) is the source of this 673-nucleotide messenger RNA. Its product is annotated as ninjurin-2-like. The transcript is spliced from 4 exons. Bases 10 to 480 code for a protein of 156 amino acids. NCBI's taxonomy places the organism in Eukaryota, Metazoa, Arthropoda, Merostomata, Xiphosura, Limulidae. Gene Ontology annotation, cellular component: membrane. Gene Ontology annotation, biological process: cell adhesion; tissue regeneration. The record is from RefSeq and is a predicted model, not a curated record.